UCUUCAAGUUUUCUGCCCAAAAAAGAAAAAAAGAGAAGGCAAAAAAUGGGUUUGAACUCCAACAGAGUUGACAACCUUGCAUGCCACGAAACCACUAUCAGAAUCCCAACCGAGGCAAUGCCACCGGUAGAGAUUCACAAGGUUUGCUUGCCUCCAAAGCAAACCACCUUCCAAAAACUCAAGCACAGACUCUCAGAGAUCUUCUUCCCAGAUGAUCCACUUCACAGAUUCAAAAACCAAACUUGGUUGAGAAAAUUGAUUCUGGUUCUUCAAUUCUUCUUCCCAAUUUUCCAGUGGGGUCCUGAGUACAAUGUUAGCCUUCUCAGGUCUGAUGCCAUUUCUGGACUCACCAUUGCUAGUCUGGCAAUCCCUCAGGGAAUCAGUUAUGCAAAGCUUGCAAAUUUGCCUCCUAUAAUUGGUUUAUAUUCAAGUUUUGUUCCUCCUCUGAUAUAUUCACUUUUGGGGAGUUCUAGACAUCUUGGUGUUGGUCCAGUUUCAAUAGCCUCUUUAGUGAUGGGAUCAAUGCUAAGUGAAGCAGUUUCUAGUAGUGAGGACCCAGUUCUUUACCUUAAACUGGCUUUCACCGCUACCUUCUUUGCUGGUUUAUUUCAGGCCUCUCUGGGUCUUCUAAGAUUAGGAUUCAUUAUUGAUUUUCUAUCGAAAGCGACUCUGGUUGGGUUUAUGGCUGGUGCUGCUGUAAUUGUAUCGUUGCAACAGCUGAAAGGGUUGCUUGGAAUCGUUCACUUUACAACCAAAAUGCAAUUUGUUCCUGUCAUUUCGUCCGUUUUCCACCAGAGAGAUGAGUGGUCUUGGCAAACCAUAUUAAUGGGCUUCAGUUUCCUGGUGUUUUUGUUGACAGCAAGACAUAUAAGCAUAAGAAGACCUAAACUGUUCUGGAUUUCGGCAGCUGCCCCCUUAACAUCGGUUAUUCUCUCCACACUUAUAGUCUUCCUCUUGAGUUCAAAGUCACCAAAAAUCUCAGUAAUUGGAAAUCUUCCAAAGGGGCUUAAUCCUCCCUCAUCAAACAUGCUUUAUUUCAGUGGAAGCUAUUUGGCAAUAGCUAUCAAAACUGGCAUUGUAACUGGGAUUUUAUCCCUUACCGAAGGAGUUGCUGUGGGAAGAACAUUUGCAUCCCUGAAAAACUACCAAGUUGAUGGAAACAAAGAAAUGAUGGCCAUAGGUUUCAUGAACAUAGCUGGCUCUUGCUCUUCCUGUUAUGUUACUACAGGAUCAUUUUCUAGAUCUGCAGUAAACUACAAUGCUGGAGCACAAACAACAGUUUCAAACAUAGUAAUGGCUUCAGCAGUUCUUGUGACUCUGCUGUUUCUCAUGCCACUGUUUUAUUACACUCCUAAUGUCAUCUUGGCUGCCAUCAUCAUAACAGCCGUGAUUGGGCUAAUAGAUUACGAGGCUGCUCUUCGAUUGUGGAAAGUUGACAAGCUCGAUUUCUUGGCUUGUUUAUGUUCCUUUUUUGGCGUUCUGUUCAUUUCUGUCCCUCUUGGCCUUGCUAUUGCGGUUGGAGUUUCAGUUUUCAAGAUUCUCCUGCAUGUGACCAGGCCAAACACCAUGGUUUUAGGAAAUAUUCCAGGAACUCAAAUAUACCAAAAUCUCAGCAGAUAUAGAGAAGCCAUAAGGAUUCCUUCAUUUGUUAUACUUGCUGUUGAAUCACCCAUCUAUUUUGCAAAUUCGACUUACCUGCAAGAAAGAAUAUUAAGAUGGGUUAUGGAGGAAGAAGAGAGGAUAAAGGCAAGCAACGAAAGCAAACUAAAAUGCAUAAUUUUGGACAUGACAGCUGUGACAGCAAUCGACACCAGUGGCAUAGAGCUGAUACGCGAACUCAGAAAGUUGCUGGAUAAAAGAUCACUGCAGUUGGUCUUGGCAAAUCCUGUUGGAAGUGUGAUGGAAAAGCUGCAACAAUCAAAAGUUUUGGAAUCGUUUGGGUUGAAUGGACUGUAUCUAACAGUUGGAGAAGCAGUAGCCGACAUUUCAUCAGUGUGGAAGGCUCAGCCAUGACUUGGUGCAGGAGACAUUGGUAAGACGCCAAUAGAGAUGACUAACACUGCCCCGAAUACAAGCUGGCAGUUUUAGAAAGAGGUUCACCGAGACAACGGCUUUGCUCCUUUGUAAUUUUUCUUUAUUGUGAGAAAUAUGAGGCGAAGGCAUAUUUUCCCUGUAGGAGAUUUUGAUGUUUUUCUCUCUUUUCAAUCCCUUUCAUGGCCUUUUGGCUACCAUCAAAUGCAGUUGUAACUCCCUAAAUUUUACUUAUUGCACCAAGUUCUUGGUCCUGUGGUUCUGACUUCA
Molecule: messenger RNA, 2301 nt
Organism: Ziziphus jujuba (common jujube)
Lineage: Eukaryota; Viridiplantae; Streptophyta; Magnoliopsida; Rosales; Rhamnaceae
Product: probable sulfate transporter 3.4
Exons: 13
Coding region: 46-2013 (655 amino acids)
Biological process (GO): transmembrane transport
Cellular component (GO): membrane
Molecular function (GO): secondary active sulfate transmembrane transporter activity
Source: RefSeq, a predicted model, not a curated record